Trichoplusia ni (cabbage looper) is the source of this 2370-nucleotide messenger RNA. Its product is annotated as ionotropic receptor 40a-like. Gene Ontology annotation, molecular function: glutamate-gated receptor activity. NCBI's taxonomy places the organism in Eukaryota, Metazoa, Arthropoda, Insecta, Lepidoptera, Noctuidae. The record is from RefSeq and is a predicted model, not a curated record. The annotation marks the transcript as partial. The transcript is spliced from 10 exons. Gene Ontology annotation, cellular component: membrane.
UAUAAAUUGUAAAAUGACUAACAAUAGAUAUAAAAAUGAAUGACAAUUUAUAAGAACUGAGGCACUCUCGUACGACUCGGUCCUUUAAGUUAAAGGUGUUCGGCGGUAACACGGUAAAGCUUUCAAACCAUCGGUCAUGUGAGCCCUUCCGAUGAAAAGUAGCCACUUAACUCGUCAAACGCCAAUCCACGCCGAUCGACCCGAGGGGACCGGCACGCCUCGCUGCACAAUGACAAAGAAUUCACUAAUAUUCGAACAGAUAUGACAGUUUGCGUUACACAGCAGGCUUGUGCCUGCUGAACUAAGGGCACAGCCCGGCAAAAUAUUUAUGCUAUUUUAGUUCCAUUUUGUUUUGUUAGGUUUUGCCGGGGCUUUGUCGCCUAUGCCUAUUUAAGGUAACUUAGCAUCCCAGAAUUUAUUGAUCGCCACAAAUUAUCUUUUACAUCUCAUUUGAGGAAUUUGAAGCAAAAUAAUUAAUUGGUAAGUGGCAUUUCCAGCUGUAAAAGCUAUCCUUCUUAUAUCAAAGUAUGUAUGUAUAUGUGUAAAGAUAAUGUAUUAUAGAUAAAUUACAUCCAGACACAGAAUUAAUGAUCGUGCACAUCACACAAAUAGUUGUAAUGGCUAGGAAUCGAACCCACGAUCUUCGGUAUAGUAGUCAGGGCUACUGACCAUCACACCAACAGGCCAGUCGAACUAUACGUAAAUUAUAAACAGCAGUAAAUUAUUUUUGAUCAGACAAAUGCCGUGUCUUCAAUACAUACUCUUUGCCAGAAACAUACCUCGUAAUAUCAUAAGAUAUUAGUAAGAAUAAGUCGCGAUCCAGUCCAACGAACUCGCUUACUUCGAGACCAAGUUUAAUUGACUAGAAAUCAUUGCUUUUAACGCCUCCGUGCCAUAAAUAGAAUGUUUUAAUAGACAAACACUCUUGAAUCCACAAAAAAUAAACUGUUCUUCGAAAAGGGGCUUUAUGAAAUUUGUAUUAAGUAUAUUUUGUCACGUUAUUUCUUGAAAAAAAUGGAGGACCUUUGAUAAAACACGUGUAAAAGAAGACCUUACAACAUGAAGGUGAUAAUUCAAAGAAAAACGCGUAAUAAUCUUAUAAGGGCGUUCGGACUAAUAUUUCUUUGUGCGAACAACGUUCACUGUUUCUUUGACAUCCGAGAUGUGACGUCAGAUGUUAUGACGCGGCUGCCUGAAGAGUUCUCUGUUGCUGUUAAGGAUAUCGCAGAAGGUCUGCCGACAAAAAGUAUUACUAUCGUGAGGGGUAAUUCUACAAACAUCGGAUCAAACGACAUAUUCGAACUGUUAUGUUUGUUAAGUCAACAUAACAUUCUGACCACUAAUUUGGACAUUGCGACGGAAGAUAACAAACAAAAGUAUUACAAGUUACUGAAAAAGGCUUUAGAUGUGUCAGCCGAGAGAACAAGCCUUAUAUUAUGUGAGCCGCACGAGUGCGAAAAUAUUUUGUAUGAGUUGACAGAGAACAACCUGAUUCACAGCAUGAUAUUGUACGUGUUCUACUGGUCGUACGGAACAGUCAGCGAGACAUUUCUGAUGACUCUGAAAGAAGCUAUGAGGGUAGCUGUCAUCACCAAUCCGAGGGAUCGAGUGUUCCGCAUCUACUACAACCAAGGCCAGGCAGAUCGUCUGAACAGCUUGACACUCGUCAACUGGUGGUCAGGCCGGCUCUACAAGUCGCCAGUGCUGCCACCUGCCGGCAAAAUAUACAGAAACUUCAAAGGAAGAGUCUUUGAGGUCCCAGUUUUACAUGCACCUCCGUGGCAUUUUGUCAAAUACAACAACGAUAACACGAUCACCGUGACAGGGGGACGCGAUGACAAAUUGCUGGCGCUUAUCGCCAAGAAGCUGAAUUUCAAAUAUAAAUACUACGACCCACCAGACAGAAACCAGGGGUCAAGCAUAUCAAGUAACGGAACCUUCAAGGGAACACUCGGUCUGAUCUGGAAACGUAAAGCAGACUUCUUCCUAGGCGAUGUGACCAUGACAUGGGAGCGUCUUCAGGCCGUGGAGUUCUCGUUCAUGACUCUGGCUGACUCAGGAGCCUUCCUCACGCAUGCGCCGGCGAAGCUGAGUGAGACAUUAGCUAUCAUCAGACCUUUUCGAUGGGAGGUAUGGCCCCUAGUAUUUGCUACCUUGUUGGUAACUGGACCAGCGCUGUGGAUAGUGAUAGCAGCUCCGUCGCUAUGGCAACGGCGGAAAUGUGAUCAGCUGAGUCUGUUCAGUAGCUGUUGUUGGUUUACUACGACUCUGUUCUUGAGGCAAUCGUCUAGCAAAGAACCGUCGAGUACUCACAAGGCUCGUCUCGUAUCAGUUCUCAUCUCCCUCGGAGCGACCUACGUCAUCGGCGAC